Molecule: messenger RNA, 603 nt
Organism: Artibeus jamaicensis (Jamaican fruit-eating bat)
Lineage: Eukaryota; Metazoa; Chordata; Mammalia; Chiroptera; Phyllostomidae
Gene: KLRF2
Product: killer cell lectin like receptor F2
Exons: 6
Coding region: 4-603 (199 amino acids)
Source: RefSeq, a predicted model, not a curated record
GAGAUGGAGGCUGAAGAUGGCUACAUGGUGCUGAUGGGCAAGACUCAUGUCAAAUCCCAGCAGAGAUCUAAAGAUUUCGCCUUAUAUCCAUUUUAUUACUGCAUUUUGCUAGUAGUUGGAUGCAUUGGGAUCCUCACUUUUGUGAUGACAGUGAUUGGCCUGAACUUUUCAAAUAAAAAAAUGGAUUUCUCAAAGAACAUAAAUAUCAACAGUCUAGCAGGAGAUAAUUAUAUGUGCCAAAAUGACUGGCUGUUGAACCAAAGGAAGUGUUACAAAUUUUUAACUUCUUCUAGAACUUGGAAUGAGAGUCAACGUGAUUGCAUGAAGCUCCAGGCACAUUUGCCAGUGAUUCACACUUUGAGAGAGCUGGAGUUCAUACAGAAGAGUUUAAAACCUGGACAGCCUAGUUGGAUUGGACUAUACAUUGUGCCCCCAGGAAAGCAAUGGAUAUGGAUAAAUGAACACCCUUUUGUGAAACAAAAAGACUUUUCAAUUAUUGGACCAACUGAUAGCAUGAGCUGUGCUGUCACAACAAGAAACCAAGUGAAUUCUGAAGACUGUGACUCCAAAUUUUAUGGCAUUUGCCAGAGAGACAUUGUCUGA